Molecule: messenger RNA, 570 nt
Organism: Elephantulus edwardii (Cape elephant shrew)
Lineage: Eukaryota; Metazoa; Chordata; Mammalia; Macroscelidea; Macroscelididae
Gene: MRPS28
Product: mitochondrial ribosomal protein S28
Exons: 4
Coding region: 1-570 (189 amino acids)
Cellular component (GO): mitochondrial small ribosomal subunit
Source: RefSeq, a predicted model, not a curated record
AUGGCGGCACUGUGUCGGACACGUGCGGUGGCUGCCGAGAGUCGUUUCCUGCGAAUAUUUGUGUCCUCCUGGCCUUUUCGGGGCUCAGGCACACAGAGUAGUUCCGGAAGUGAGGGUUCCGAUUCCACGGAGCCUCAGACUCGCCUGAGUGGCUUUGCAACCGCGUUGGAGAGACACUCGGAGCUGCAGCGGCAGGCGGAACCCCGGCAGAUUAGAGGCUCUUCAAAGAAUGUGGAAUCCUUCGCAUCUCUGUUGAGACACUCGCCUCUUACACAGAUGGGACCUGCCAAGGAUAAACUGGUCAUUGGACGGAUCUUUCAUAUUGUGGAAGAUGAUCUUUAUAUUGACUUUGGUGCCAAGUUUCACUGUGUAUGUAAAAGACCAGAAGUGGAUGGAGAGAAAUACCAAAAAGGAACCAGAGUGCGGCUUCGGUUAUUAGAUCUUGAGCUUACGUCUAGAUUCCUGGGAGCAACGACAGAUACAACUAUACUAGAAGCUGAUGCCGUUCUCUUAGGACUCCACGACAGUAAAGACCUCGGUCAGAAGAGGGGCCUCAUGAAGAAGAAGUGA